Pestalotiopsis fici W106-1 is the source of this 471-nucleotide messenger RNA. RefSeq lists its product as uncharacterized. Lineage: Eukaryota; Fungi; Ascomycota; Sordariomycetes; Amphisphaeriales; Sporocadaceae. The record is from RefSeq and is a predicted model, not a curated record. Bases 1 to 471 code for a protein of 156 amino acids. The transcript has a single exon.
AUGUGUGUGUACAAGCGUGUACUGUACGAAUUAUGCAACCACUCACGAUACUCUGCCAAGGUGGAACGAAAGUGUGACGAGCAAAAGGCGUUUGACAAGGGCGAGGGAGCGGAGGUGUGCAAAAAGGUAUCGAGCCACCCGCUGGCCACGCUCAAGGUCGCGGGACAAUGCCCGCGGUGCGACGGCUCGCAGAAAACCGUCACCCAAAAGCUGCAAAAGGCCAAGGACAUGAUAUCGCAGAGCAAGAAGACGCUAGCUAGUACCGAUGCGCGGUGCAGAGCCAUUCUGGAGGACGUUGGCAUUGACAUGAGUGUGAGUGGCAGCAGCAGCGACGACAAUGAUGAUGUGGAAAAGCUCAAGGGGGAAAUGAAUGAACUUGAUGGCAAGGAGGGAUCUGGCAAGGAUAAUGCCGCGGCCGAGGAGUUUUUGAAGAAACGAAAGGAGAGCGACAGUGCAAAACUGUACAUGUAG